GGCCCACAUAAUGGGCGGAUCGACAGUGAGAAUCACAAGGAAUACCAAAGGAUGAGCGACCAAGGCCGACCUGAUCAAAAACUUCGUGAAUUCGAGAGGGACCAAGCCCGACUUUAUCAUGAGCUCUCUCAGUUAGAACUCGAGUUGGACUCGCUUACAAGACAGCAAAAUGGUAAACAUUUAUCUAGGCAUACAGGAGUAGAUUCAUUAUCACGAAACUUCCUCCUAAUUGUGAAAGGAAUUCGACAGAAGACUCAACUCUUUUAAUUUUUACCAAAAUGAUAUGAGAGGAUUUCCAAUGCAAAACAGGUCUUUAGUUUAACUACCCGCCUGAAGCGAGGUCCAAAUCAUAUUUCAAUCCUGACGAUAGACUAUCUUGGUUUCUAGAUCAUAUUCAGCCAGCACAUUCGGCUUCACAGGAUGAUCUCAAAGAAGAAGAACAACAACAAGACGAAGAGGAAUUAGGAGACCCCGAAAUGGAAAAAGGAGUAGACGAGGACUCACGUAUGGAAGAAGUAGCAGACUACACUGGAUUGAAAGAAGCAGAAGAUGAAGGAGCAGUAAAAGGAUCUGGCGAAGAAGAGGAAAAGGAAAAGAGUGAGUCCAGUUUGAGUUUAGUUUCAAUUUCAGUUUUGAUUUGAACAGCUAAAAUUGUAUUUAAGCUUUUUGUCAUCGUAUUGAGCAAGAUGAUGUCGUCCAUCAGGAGGAUUGACUUCAUUAAAAGUUAAAAAGCUUUUUACUGAGACAGCACUCUUUUCUCUUUUCAUGCCGAUCAAAACUUUUUCAGUAGUAAUUAUGAAAGAUAUAGGAAAGCACUUUAAUGAUAAGCCGGUGGGAAAAUGGUCAAAGAGAGCGAAAAUGCAAGGCUUCAUGAGCACUUCCCAUUUCCUCUUCCGCAAUAGUUUUUUUACACUCAACCCUUUAAAAUUAAAAGGGGGGGCAAGUAAUAGAGAAAAAAAGCUUUCAAUCAAGCCAUAAAAAUGUGUUUAGCUACUCAGCUGUAAUGACACUAUUAUUAGGGCAACAAGAAAAGGGAGAAGAAGAAGAUGAGGUAUCAGCUGAGGAAGAAGACGAAGCAUCAAUUGAGGAAGAAGACGAAGCGUCAAUUGAGGAAGAAGACGAAGCGUCAGCUGAGGAAGAAGACGAAGCGUCAAUUGAGGAAGAAGACGAAGCGUCAAUUGAGGAAGAAGACGAAGCGUCAGCUGAGGAAGAAGACGAAGCGUCAAUUGAGGAAGAAGACGAAGCGUCAGCUGAGGAAGAAGACGAAGCGUCAAUUGAGGAAGAAGACGAAGCGUCAACUGAGGAAGAAGACGAAGCAUCAGCUGAAUAA
Pocillopora meandrina is the source of this 1330-nucleotide messenger RNA. The record is from the annotation of a GenBank genome assembly. Lineage: Eukaryota; Metazoa; Cnidaria; Anthozoa; Scleractinia; Pocilloporidae.